CGUUUAGCUACACAUUAUAGUGCUGGGGUUUCUUAGCUCAGAAAUGAAUUGUAUUAAAGAAACUUUAUUCAUAUUUUCACUCUUCAAUAUCUUUUAUAUUCAACAUGUAUUUGGGGGAAAAGAAAUUGUGGACAAAGGAACAUGUGCAGAUCUUUUUGAACGUUCUGUUGUGGAAAGUAUUGGAAACACCCCACAUUGGAAUCAUAAUCCCAGCGAGAAGACCUGCUCGAUAUGUCAGGCAGACAACCAACUGAGAUCUUGGCUCUUGACAAGACCAUUUGAAACAAAAGAUUACGAAUCAAUACAUGCAGGUGUUCAGAUGUCCAAAACGAAUUGUGAAAAAUGCAAAAAUCAGAGAGUAAAAGCUUAUAUUUUAUACAACUCACCGCGAACUCCCACUCCCAGUCCGACCGAAAUGUUAGGAAAUCUUACGUUGGUGGCAAUUCUCGCGAACAAAGAAGAAGCGGAUUAUGAGUUCCAUAAUUUUUCGUUUGAGCCUGAGAAAUCAAAGUUUUCCCUGGUGCUCCUGUCUGAAGGUAGUUGUACGAGGAUUAAAAUGAUCGAGAUAUCCGCUUUCGUAUGUGAAAAAAACACUAUCAAAGGCGUUAAUCUGACCCGCACCAUUUCUCCUGCCACGGGAUUUAAAAGAAAGAAUGCAACAUGUAUCAUGAAAAACGCACUGAAUCUAGAAAAUGCUGAGCCAUAUGGUUUGUGUUCAAGCAAUGGAACGUGGGAUGUUCAAUCUCCGUGCAAAUGUAAAAGAGGAUUUACCAUCGGUACCGUUGGAUAUUGCGUAGAAUGUGGACGCAAUACAUACAAGUCUUCAAUUGGAAAUGAGAAGUGCACUCCUUGUCCAAACAAUUCUGCAAGUGAGAAAGGACAAACUCAGUGUCAGUGCAAUGAUGGCUCCUAUCGUUUACAAGGGGAAAAUUAUGAGCAUCCAUGUUAUGGAAUUCCUUCAGAAGUCACGAGCAUCAAAUUUGUUGGCAGAACUGAGACCACAAUUACGUUGCAAUGGCAACAGCCUCAGAAGCAGUACCAAGGUGCCGUGUAUGAAAUAGAGUGCAAUAAAUGUCCAUUAAGCAGUGAUAGUGCACCAUGUGAAGAGCAGUGCGGAAGAUCAGUGACGUUCAUACCAUCACAAACUGAUCUCAAGUACACGAAUGUGACAAUACGAGGUCUGGAACAAAAUACGGAAUACCAGUUUGUGAUUUAUUCCAAGAAUAAAUACAGUGACCGCAUCAAUAAGACUAACUGGAAAAAUAGUGUGAAGAAAAUUAAAACUGAAGCGCCCUCAUCCAAAUCGGAUGGACUUGAUUCGACGACGAAGAUUGCUGUUGCUAUUGUUGUCAUAAUACUGACGAUUGUUAUUUUCAUUCUAAUAUUCUGUUUGUUCAAACGACGGAGAGUCAUGCGAUACAGAGCCAGUUUACGUGGUCGCAGCAGUGGUGUUCCUCUGGUGCCUGGUGAGAAGAACUACAUAGAUCCUACGACAUACGACAAUCCUGAGAGAGCCGUGUCCGAGUUUGCGAAGGAACUAGACCGAAAUGCGAUCACUUUUGAGACUAUCAUUGGUGGAGGGGAGUUUGGUGAUGUUUACAAAGGUGAACUAAAGCUUCCCGGACAGCCAGCUACCAAAGUUGCGAUUAAGAAACUAAAGGCCGGAGCCUCCCACAAAAAUCGAACGGACUUUUUAAUAGAGGCUUCCGUGAUGGGACAGUUCAAAAAUUUGAAUGUGAUAAGUCUGGAAGGUGUUGUGACUAAAACCCCACCGUUACUAAUCGUGAUAGAAUAUAUGGAGAAUGGAUCAUUAGACGGAUAUUUAAAGGAAAACGAUGGAAAGCUGAAACCAUUGCAACUAUUAAGAAUGGCCCGUGGAGUUGCAAAUGGCAUGGAGUAUCUCGCCGGAAUGCAUUUUGUACACAGAGAUUUAGCCGCCAGAAAUGUCUUGGUGAACGCAAACCUCGCUUGUAAGGUUGCCGAUUUUGGUCUUUCGAGAGAUAUUGGCAAAAACGAGGACUCUGAGUACGAGACACAGGGAGGAAAAAUUCCUGUACGAUGGACAGCGCCCGAGGCGAUUACAUUCCGUAAAUUUUCAACUGCAAGUGACAUUUGGAGUUACGGUAUCUUACUUUGGGAAAUAAUGUCCUUUGCUGAAAGACCAUAUUGGAGUUGGGGAAACGAAGAGGUUAUGGAAAGAGUUAGUCAGGGAUACAGACUACCUGCGCCAAUGCACUGUCCUAAAACUGUACAUCAAUUGAUGACGGAGUGUUGGAAAACUGACCGUACAAAACGACCUGCUUUUAAAGAAAUUGUCAGAAUCAUUGACGAAUGGAUACAAAAUCCUGAAAAGCUUAACGAAGAUUAUAUUAAAGUGCGAAGGAACGAACCAUUGGACUAUUCGACGUUUACUUCGGUCAAAGAUUGGUUAGAAGCGAUUAAGAUGGGAAUGUACGCAAGUAAUUUUUCCAAAGCAGGUUAUGAAGAACUCUCAGAUGUCGCACAGCUGACUGAAGAUGAACUACUGAAGAAGGUUGGAGUUCGAUUGAUAGGCCAUCGACAUAAAAUUUAUCAAAGGAUUAAGGAAAUGAGUGAAGAGAUGAAAUUGAAGCGAGAGCAAUCUAUGAGAAUAUGAUAUGUGGUGUAGGUCUCGGGGAAAGGUAGUACAUGGGGAUAUUUCGAAGAAGGGAAGGUUGUGUUUAGUAAAGGAAGAAUCGCCAUCACAUCGCAUCAUUUCAUCGCUGCAGAAAGCUGCGUGUAUAUUUUGACGCUAUGGUUCUCCAAAAUCCGCCGAUAGUAAACUGUGGUUAGAUGAAAGAUUAGAUUAGAUGAAAUUCCUCUCAAGUUAUGUACCUGCAUGCAAAGCAGGAAAUAUGAUAGUGCCUAAUAGUGGAUCCAUUUAAAUAACAUAGGUCGCAUAAAUAAUGUAUUUAUACGGUACGUGAUGAUAUAAUGUUCUCUUCCAUGUAUUUUAAAAGCAUAUAUUCUUACAAAAAGCAGUUAAAAUCUGUACCAAGGAUAAAAAGCAUGGCUAUCAAGAAAAUCAAAUCGUCAAACACAAUCGAAUACAACAAUAGAAGAAGCCGAAUAAGCAACCGUCCUGGGCUGUGAUCCAGUCACGUCUGUUGAUAAAUAUCGAGAUAAUUUUUUAUUAAUGUACAUAUUUUGAACGUCUAAAAACGCCGUGCAAUACAUCUUGGAUUGAUUUCGUGAUUCUUAUCGGCUGUUUAUAUCAGUUAUAUGCUUGGCUUGAAAAAUAGGCGAAAUCUUGGCCCGGAACAAAAGGAGACUUUCCUUUUAGCCAUUUUAAGAACAUCAGCUGAUAAGAAGGAGAAGAUAAAGAAGAUGUAUUGGAUAUCUUUUAAAACUUCUAAAUAUCACGAACGUGUUUAAUGCACGAACACUACAUAUCAAUAAUGCCGGCAUAUUAUAUUAACAAUGAAAUUAAUUUAGGUUUAAUUUUUCAACGGAAUAUUAGGUAUCAAUAUCAUAACUUGAAAAUAGGAGAAAUAUUUCUAUGAAGGUAAAAAUAUUCUUGCGAUACGGAUAUAUAUUUAUAGAAUUCGAUGUUAAGAGACGUUUUCUAACUAGUAACUAAUGUCUCGUGUGAGAAAUGUGAAUAUUAAAAGAAUU
Messenger RNA from Dendronephthya gigantea, 3633 nucleotides. RefSeq names its product ephrin type-B receptor 2-like. Gene Ontology annotation, cellular component: neuron projection. Gene Ontology annotation, molecular function: protein binding; ATP binding; transmembrane-ephrin receptor activity. NCBI's taxonomy places the organism in Eukaryota, Metazoa, Cnidaria, Anthozoa, Malacalcyonacea, Nephtheidae. Gene Ontology annotation, biological process: axon guidance; protein phosphorylation. The coding region runs from base 44 to 2635 and encodes 863 amino acids. The record is from RefSeq and is a predicted model, not a curated record. The transcript has 17 exons.